Molecule: messenger RNA, 315 nt
Organism: Podarcis lilfordi (Lilford's wall lizard)
Lineage: Eukaryota; Metazoa; Chordata; Lepidosauria; Squamata; Lacertidae
Source: the annotation of a GenBank genome assembly
AUGAAAGGGGCGAAAGGGACCCAGGCGUCCGAGGCGAGGCCACCCACCCUCCACGCGGCUCUCCUGCUUCACCUCCUGCCUCGCCGAACGGAAAGAGAGAGAGGAAGACCCCGACCGGAAGCGGAAGCCGAGCUCCCGCGGGCUACUUCCGGCGCCGCCGCCUCUUCCUCCUCCUUCUGCGCCUCCUCCCUCUCGCUCGCUCUGUCGCUAAGCCACGCCCACCUCCGGCCCGGCGUCACAGACGUCGCCCCGCCCACGGAUCCAAGCGACGCAUGCGCGCACCUCCCUCUCUCUACUGGGACCGCAGAGCUAUGA